Messenger RNA from Pteronotus mesoamericanus, 969 nucleotides. RefSeq names its product taste 2 receptor member 9 (gene TAS2R9). Gene Ontology annotation, molecular function: G protein-coupled receptor activity; bitter taste receptor activity. Gene Ontology annotation, biological process: detection of chemical stimulus involved in sensory perception of bitter taste; sensory perception of taste; G protein-coupled receptor signaling pathway. Gene Ontology annotation, cellular component: membrane. The record is from RefSeq and is a predicted model, not a curated record. NCBI's taxonomy places the organism in Eukaryota, Metazoa, Chordata, Mammalia, Chiroptera, Mormoopidae.
AUGCCAAGUACUGUGGAGGCAACAUAUAUGAUCUUGAUUGCUGGUGAACUGACUGUAAAAAUUUGAGCAAAUGGAUUUUUUGUACUGGUUAACUGCACUGGCUGGCCCAAAAGGAAAGAUAGUUCCUUGAUCGACAUCAUCCUGGUCAAAGCUAUCUCCAGAAUCUGUUUGUUGUGUGUGAUAUUUUUAGAUGGCUUUCUCAUACUGCUCUCUCCAGAUACAUAUGCCCAUGGUGAGCUAAUGAACAUUUUGGAUAUUUUACAGAUGCUUAGCAAUCAUUCAAAUAUCUGGUUUACCUCUUGCAUCAGCAUCUUCUAUUUACUCAGGAUAGUGGAUAGAGCACAUUCAUUUUUCCUCUGGAUGAAGCUAAAGAUCAACAAGGUCAUCCUUGAGAUUCUUCUAUCUCUCAUCUCUUUAAUUUUUAGUGUUUCAUUGACUGAGGAUUCUUGGUAUCACUUCAAGGUCAAUUAAGAAGAAAAUAUAACUUGGGAAUUCGAAGUGAGUAAAAUCCGAAAUCUUUUCAAACAGAUUACCCUGAAUCGAAUUUGCUUGAUCUCAUUUCUCUUGUUAUUUUGCUUCCCCUUAAGACACUCCAGGCAGAGGAAACUUCAUGCCGCAGAGUGAAACGCCCCCAGCACAGACGCCCACCUGCGGACAGUAAAGGCAGUGAUCACCUUCCUGCUGCUCUUUGUUAUGUACAUUGCAGUCUUUCUUGUCAUAACCUAUAGCUUUCUGAUUCCUCAGAGAAAAUUUGUGGUGAUGUUUGGUAGCAUAAUUACUGUCAUUUUUCCAGCAAGGCAUCCAUUCAUCCUGAUAACAGGGAAUAGUAAGCUGAGGGACGCUUUUCUGGAGGUGCUAAGUUUUGUGAAAGAUUUUCACAAAAGAAGGCAAUCAUUUGUUCUAUUGAGAAUCCUCACUACAAGGGAAAAAAAAAAAACUGAACCUGAAUCCGAUAUUAACAUUACCUAA